AUGGCUGCCAGCAGCAAGGUUCUUACGUUGACUUUCAACCACGUCGUGUUGCCUCCCAGGCUUCCUGGGAAACGGGAAACAGACGCUCAGGUCCUUGAGGUCCAGAAUGAUCUGCUGUCCCGGGUACUCGAUGCGGUCAGGCAGUUGAAGGAGGUCUGUGAGGCAAGAACUGUAGUCGCCUGGGAGCCUGAUGCGACACUCAUCGCUCUUUGGGAGUCUCUCGAGAAGACACUGAGAACUAUAGUGGAGGUGAGCACGGAGGCAUGGGUGAACGAGGCAUCACUUCUGGGGGCACUCCAAGUGCUGCAGCCUGGAAAUGCUAUCAUCUUACACGUCGCUCUACAGAACGCUUGCAUCCUUAUCAGAUAUCCCUCUGACCAAGAAAACAUCAUAUUUGAAACGUUCGAGACAUCGCCCACAGCUGAAUCAGCUCUCGCAGCAAGAGGGGCGCUGGAGUGGGACUUUCCGGGUUCGGCAGUUUCCCUACCCUUGUGCGAAUUUGAAAAUCCAGUUUUCCAAAAGAGUCUGGCUGGAUUCCUCGAGCGGGCCAGCUGCGAAGUGUUGGAUGAGUUCUGCCCUAAGACGCGCAAAGCCGGCGUGAAGGUCUCCGAAACUCGCGAUACGGUUGACCCUGCGAUCAUAUCCCAGUUUCUUAUGACACUUCUUGAGACGAAUGGCAGUCGCACGUACCCACCAAUACUUCGCAAGCGAGUUAAGGAUGAAGUAUGCUGGGAUAAUGCAGAGCUGCCUUGGAGACGGAGCCCAUUCUGGCUGGUCCUGCGCGUAUGCAUACAGCGCUUGCUAUACUUACACCUUGGCGCAGAGCUUGGACGGAUGCAUUACAAAUUCUUGAUGUGUACGCUGAUGGCGCGUUUGUUGGAAGAUUCAGUUCACAAGGUCGACCACGAGCAAUGCAAUUUUCUCAAGACAAAGCUUUGUCGUCGUCUGGCAAAGUUGGAGACUGAAAGAGCGAACGCCUCGCCAGUGGUGCGUGACGCUUAUACAUGGCUCUUUUCAGUUAUUGGACCGAUGUGUCAAAAAGCCAUGGAUAUUGUAACGAGAGUCUUCGACACUAGAUGGGAAUAUUUUAAGAAGUCGACCAGGAGGAAAAUAAACCCUCUCCCGCAGGUUGCUGAAGAGAAGGACCUGCGUCUAAGCCUGCCAAAUAGCUGGCCUUACCUGAAAUCAGUCCUCAGUCGUCCCCGACAAUCCCAAGGAGCCUGCAAGUCCAUUGAUCCUACUGUUCUUGACAAAAACAGUAAGAAAGACACAACAGAGCAAUUCUCCGCGUUGACAGCCCGGUAUACGUCACUCGCAGAUAUGGAGAUGGCGAUGGAAUCUGCAGCCCGUGAUAUUCCUAAUGAGAAAGUGAAAUGUGAAGCGCUAUGCAUGGAUCUCUCCCGCCAGAUUGAAGACUACAUGAGCGCUGUUGGGAAUGCGUAUGAGAAUGACCCCGAACAAAUGGGUGUGUUCAUACUCAGUGUAUUUGAGCUCUGGGUUCGCAUGGACAAAUGCGCAAUAGUAGUAUACCCAUUACUCGCUGAUUACCAUCCCCGGCUCACCCCUGAAUUGUUGGAUGUGCUGCUUCUUUCUCGACGGUAUCAUAUGGAACGGCUCCAAAAGGUUCAAGAAUAUAUCCACGAUCGUUGCACCAAGGCAAAAAUGCGGGAUAUGACCAUCUUCUCCAACCCGUCUCCAGGAGGAUUCACCGACUGCUAUUUCAACACCAAGGAAGCAAAUCAUUUGCGGGAACUUCAACAGAAGAUACAAACAGCAUCAAAUCUCGCUCGGGCUUGUAAAGAGGUAGAACUAGUGCAAGUCAAUGCACUGCAUAAAGACUUGACGGAGAAACUGUCAGCAACCUCUUGCGAUCAGCGAAGACUCCCUGAUGGGAAGCACGAUAUUCGAUAUUGCAAUCAUUGCUUCUACGGUCGGCGUCGCUGGCGUCUUGAGAUAAAGGUCCAUGAAGACUUUCUUCCAUCAGAGGCCAAUACUGCUCAUAAACAAGCUGUGAUAUUCGAGUUAGACGUGCCGAAAUGUUUCGCAUCCUAUAGGGAUACUACCUGGAGGAUUGUCUAUUCUCUUUGUCAGCAAAAAUUCAGUUCACCCUCAGAGAAGCCAGAGAUGCUAUUGAGAGACUAUUCUCAGCUUAGAUUGUAUAAUGAGAGCCAGGCAAGCCAACAUAUUUCACUGGCCUCUCACACCAAAUCCUACCUGGGAACACAUUAUAAAUCAAAGAGGUUACCUGCAAAAGCGAAGGAUGUUUUACUCCCACUGGGACUACAUUUUUCAUACUAUGACAGAGAACGAAACGUGUGGCUGGUGGAGUUUCCUAAACAGUUGACAUGCGCACAUCACUUUGCGCUGCGCCUUCCAAAAAGCCUGCCAUUUGCAGCCUUGUACUCAACCUCUGCCUUUGCAGCCGACGCAUCAGGCCCCACAUCAUAUAAGGCUGUUGCAAGUAUCACCGACUGCCCAUCAAGACUAAGUGUACAUGAAUAUGUGGCACACCAGAAUGUUAGGGGCGGGAGGCAUCGACGAUGGCUUUCAAUCUUGACCGAGCUUGGAUCCUCGAACGUCAACUUCAGUCUCCAGGAUACAGCUGUUCUUUUCCGUUUGCUAGUGCUACAAGCCGGUCCCCAGCUGAAGGAUGACAGCCUACGUACUGUUCACUGUGUUUUUAGAGACGUGAACUUCUGCCGUAGGCUAAUCGAGCAAAUCGAACAGCACGUGGAAAUCAUAUCACCCAAUUGGCGCGAGUACUACUACAUGGAGACUCUGCUUACACUAACUAUCCAACUGUGCGAGCUCUCUUGCUCAGAAUUACAAAAGCAAGUGCAUGCCCUCCUAUUGAAAGUGCGAGGUAUUACUCUUGCCUGGACCAUGGCUCUCAGGAGCGAAAUGCGCCGUGCCCAGGAAGCAGAUACCGCAGAGAGUGCAGCUAAAUACUGCUUCUUUUCUGCCCUCCUGUGUCGCAGGACGUUUACACUCCAAGCCUAUGACGGUCAAGAACUUGAUGCAGAGAGCUUCAGGGACUUUAUUGAAGCAACAUUUACACUGCAAGAAAGCUUGUUGAUCGACGUAUCGGAAUUUAUGAUUUUUACACGGAAUGUACUUGUCCGCGAUAUUAAAAUGGCCGCUGCACUACGACCUACACUCCGACAAGCCGUUACUGUGCAUCAGGCUAGCUUGAUGUCAGCUAUUGAUACUUGUUGGCCAGGUGCAGAACUCACUGCGAGACAGCGCACGCAAUGGCGGUUCCUAUCUCACCCGUAUGAAUGGUGGCUCAUGUCAACAAUUCACGGUACAGAGACUACUAUACCACAGGUGCUCCAUUACCAUUUGCUGGAGGGCCACUUGCUAGUAGACGGACAAACGAUGGGAAAGCUUCCGGCUGAUAUCAGAGAUUCAGAAGUAUUGAAAGAACUAUUUGGAAACCAACGGCUUGUUGCUUAUCCUUCAAACAUGUUGGGGAUGAAUUAUGUGCUCGCAAAUGAUCGGGAAGGUCAUCAGAUACACCUGGGAUACCGAGGAAAGGAGCUGGUGAUACGCUCCAAGAAGUUUGGCAGAAUCUUGGAAUUUGUUCCGCGUCGGGUCUUUGGUCAGGGUGCCGAAAUGGAUUUGCCAAGUCAGCUAGUCGACAAUUGCUUUCACUGGCUUGACCUAACUUCUGGAGACAUUGAGAUUCGACGGCAGCAACGGCUGUGGAAAGAGAGCAACUGGACUAUAAGUACCCGGUUUCGCCGAGCACAGCGCCGAACUGCCUCUCUCCUUGACCCACACAGUGUUCUGUUCGGAUUAGUGGCUAAAACCUUCCACAACUUCGAACAGCCGCAUAUGCUAACCGUGGUCCAGCCGCUCAAAGGAAGCCUCACUGUGGAGUUGAAGCGGAUGGACCUGACGUUUUAUGUCAACAAGAAAGGUCUUUUGCAAUGUAAGCAACUGGCGGCUGAAAUUGACCCAAAUCAAGAUGCGGGUACGCUAUAUGGGCUUCUAAGUAUGCUUGUUCUCCGAAGGAUUCACAAUCGUUCCCAGCGCAUUGUCAUCAUACCAGUGGGCAAGCCAUUGUAUCGGCGCCACGGAAUGCAUGUCCAUAUCGAGACAGCAAAUGGUGGCGACUAUGCGACAUACAGCAUAGACGGCAUCCUUGGACAGCUUCAUAGCCCACCGGAGCCACGACUGCUCUAUAACAAAGCACUAUUGCACGCACUCACAUCUUACUUCAUACCUGAUCCCCUCACAGGCCGUACAGGGACAGAAGAAGCAUUAUCAUGGUUGCAAUCUGGAUCCUGCCAGCCCUGGGCUCCUCUCACCAAGGUUUCCCUGGAUAUAUUAGGCAUAAUAUCAGCUUUGACACCAAAGCGAGUAUACUAUCCAAAGGAGAGGAAAAGCCAACAGACUGUCCAUUGGGAACCUCAGUUGACAAUAACAAUCCAACAUGAUGCUUAUAUGCCAAUCAUUGACCGCAUUGUGAAGAAGUCCGAGCGGCUUGAGGCAUUCGAACUUAAUGUUCCGAACACCACCAUAGAGACGCCACUUGCUGUACCGCACCUUAGAGACCGAGCCUACUGGAGACGAUCACUCUAUGAACGGCCAGGAUUAAUUUCACCACCCGUAACUCCGCCGCUAGACUUACUAUACAUUGCGCGAGAUCGUUGGAGAUCUUCUAAGCGUUCAUCCAAUGUCCGGGAGAUAGUUCAUUUGCUCAAACAGAAGCCUUCAUAUGUACAUACGACAUCCAAGUUAGUGAACAUACUCGAGGGAUGGCCGCUUAUCGGUGGGUAUACCACUGAGUUCAUGCCCUACUCUAUAGAGGAGUGUCUGAGUGGGAAACAUGCCCAUGAAUGGGGUGGCUGGGUUAGUCUCUGUAAGAAGUGCGAACCAGAAGAUGCCUACCGCCUCAUGUUUCAGCUGGGUGUGGUGGCAUUUCGAAAUGGUGUCGAGAUGACUGUUCUUCGUGUGAUCGUUGCUUUCUUCCUACUUGAAGAUUUAAAAAACAUGAGUCUCCCUCCCUACUCGUCUUUUACUGAGUUUAAAGUCGGUCAAAAGCCCACAUCUGAUACACUGUUCGGCAUAGUGAGGCCAUUUUGCGAGGCAUACGGCGGCUCUACCGGAGAGCGGAAGAAGAACAAGCGAGCAAAAACCAUCGAAGAAAUCCGCCAGACUGAGGCUGCUAAAGAAGAUCAUGAGUUGAAAUGUGCAAAUGAGUGUCGCCGGUUUGUUACUUUUCUGCUCGAUCAAUGGCCAUGCAUUGAGCCCAUGGUUGAAGGUUUCAAUCAGACUUACCUAGAUGUGCCGCUGGCCAUGAAGGAGGUGAUACCUGAGUGGCUUAGACUGUAUAAGAAUUUGCGACUGUGUCAUCAUAUUGACGAAGUCCAAGCAGUAUUGAAUAUACAUUCCGCUGUCACUAAUACAGUUAAUACGACUUUUGAAUGCCCGAAGACUAUCUUAUUUCAGCAAUCAGGGGUUCGCUAUUCCAUUCCACGCCUUGGUGAGCUUUUGCAAAAGCCUGGACCGAAGCUCAACACAAACCAUGACGUACGCACUGUCAAAUUAUGGGCCAAGCCCCAGAUGCCUGCGAUGCCGCCAGCUUUAAACCCUGGCCGAAGGCUGCACAUCCCUCCAGAAGUUACGGAGAUAGAGAAUCUAGUUAGCGAUGCUAUGGAUUCACGUUGCCCUGUCAAACUGAGGUAUGGGCAAGAUUUGAAGGAGAGUAUUGACGCGUUGAAGCUGGCUGAGCGUACGGAUGAACGACAGAUAAGCCUGCAUGUUAACUGGGGUUUUGCGACUGACAUAUUUAACUACGAGAUUCAGGAGGCUCGCAUGGUAGUGAAUCAAUACUUCUCUCAAAUAAGCGAGUCGCUAUCAUUGAAAGAAUCGAGGUUCAAGUGGCUACAGCAAAGCAACCUUUGGCCAUUUGUGACGCCUCUGUCAAUUCUUCAGCAGCUUGGAUCGACCUCCAGCAAUAUCUUUGGGCCGGGCAUGAAAGACGCAAUUAUUCUGUAUGGACUAGCAAUUGUCAAGCUUCAACGACUGAACCGGAUGAAAGGAGCUUUCGGAAAGGGCGACGAAGGAACGCUGCGUCAAGAGUAUAAGAAUAACGGUCAUACCAAUUGGCAGCCUGCUGACUAUCCUGACUGGUUAUUGUUAGAGAUUGAUGCAAAUAUUCAAAUUCGCGAAGAUCAAAUUAUAGUCGCCCAGGAAAUGAUUUCACCUACCUCAGGCUUUAACUCGGUGCUCCAAAUGAAUAUGGGUCAGGGAAAAACUUCAGUCAUCAUGGCUAUGGUCGCUUCUUUACUCGCGAAUGGGAAGAUGCUCACAAGACUGUUAGUACCCAAAGCCCUUCUGUCACAAACCGCACAGAUUGUUCAAUCUCGCCUCGGGGGUCUCUUGGAUAGGGAAAUUACCUAUAUCCCAUUUUCCAGACGAACACCAACUACUCCGCAUCUCAUUGGAGAAUAUCGUAAGCUCCAUGAAGAUAUGUUGCAAAGAUCAGGCAUUAUCCUGGGAGUUCCUGAGCAUGUAUUGUCCUUCAAGCUUAGUGGUCUUCAGAGACUCUGUGACGGCAAGGUUGCCGAAGCCACAGACAUGGUCGAGGUCCAGCGCUGGUUGGACAAAGUCUGUCGGGAUGUCCUGGAUGAGUGUGACUUUACGUUAGCUGUCAAGACGCAGCUGAUUUACCCCAGCGGCUCACAGUUAAUGGUUGAUGGACAUCCUAGUCGCUGGGAAGUGACUAUGCGGAUUUUGAAUCUCGUGGCACAGCAUCUACCAGAUCUUGGCCGAGAAUUCCCUCAGAGUAUUGAUGUCAUAGAACGGACAUCUACCGGAUUCCCCGUCGCAUACUUUUUGAGAAAGGAUGUUGAAGAGGCUCUUGUGAGGAGGAUAAUAGAGGACAUCACUUACGGUCAAAUGUCGAUUCUCCCCAUUUGGGAAAGUACAGACGGAGAGCGAGAUGCAGUCCGACGCUUUAUUUCCCAAGAAACGGUCGAUAGCUCGGUCUCCAACCGUGUAGCUACGCUCUUUCCAGAUACACCUCAGGCGCAUAAGAAUCUCUACUUGUUACGAGGGCUGCUUGCACACGGUAUAUUGCUACUCUGUCUUAAAAAGAGGUGGAAUGUACAGUACGGUCUACACCCCGAUAGGGCCCCAAUGGCUGUCCCAUUCCAUGCCAAAGGCGUCCCUUCGGACCAUGCCGAGUGGGGCCAUCCAGAUGUUGCUAUUCUGUUUACUUGUCUCUCGUUUUACCAUCAAGGGCUUACCGAAGAUCAACUCCAACGGAGCCUACAGGAGGUUUUGAGAUCCGAUGAUCCCGCUAUUGAAUACGAUCGGUGGACACAGACAUCGCACACUUUACCAGAAACGUUGCGCCACUGGAAUACGAUCAAUGUCGACGACAGGGGCCAAGUCGCUGAGAUAUGGCAACAUCUGCGCUUGAAGACUGUUGUUAUUAAUCAUUUUCUGAGAAAAUUUGUCUUUCCUGUACACGCCAAGCAGUUCAGUACCAAGUUGCAGGCAUCAGGCUGGGACCUUCCCCUCUACGCUAACUCUCUAGGUCAAGGUGCAGCUACUGAGCUCAUGCGUCCGGGAAUCACAACUGGAUUUAGUGGGACUAACGACAAUCGUCGACUGCUUCCUCUUUUGAUAAAGCAGCACGAUCUUCCUGGGCUGUCACAUACGAACGCAGAAGUUCUCACCUAUCUUUUGCAGCAGAGAAACCGAGCGUAUAAGGUAGCGGCAAAUCAAGACGGUACACGGUACUCGGAGCGUGACCUUCUAAAAUAUCUCAAACUACGUAAGAUGCGCAUUCUGAUUGAUGCUGGGGCGCUCAUACUGGAAAUGAGUAACCAGGCGCUCGCACGAGCUUGGUUGCAAGAGGACGACCAAGCUCAAGCUGCAGUUUACUUUAAACAGGAUAAUCAGCCCUGGGUGCAUUACCGAACUGGAAGAGCUGUCCCCCUUCUUUCCACCCCCUUUGCGGAAAAUAUGGAGAAUUGUGUGGUCUAUAUAGAUGAGGCACACACCCGGGGCACUGACCUCAAGCUGCCGCGUCAUGCUCAAGGAGCAUUAACUCUUGGCUUGAACCAAACGAAGGACCACACCGUUCAAGCUGCUAUGAGAUUGCGACAGUUGGGAACGACGCAAUCCAUCAUUUUUAUCUCACCACCAGAGGUGCAUCAGAGCAUACUGGAUGUCUGUCAUAAGAGCGUGCAUGAUAGUGUUGAUUCAUCAGAUGUGCUCUCCUGGCUUAUCAAUCAGACAUGCGAUAAUAAUAGAGAUUUGCAACCGUUGUACCUCUCCCAAGGGGUCGACUUCUGCCACCGCAUGCAAGCUUCCAUCGACCAUAAGAGUUUCUUGACCAACCCAGACCAUAGGAAUGCGUACACUGAGCACUUGAAGCGACCUGAACAACAGACAUUGGAACAGCUCUACCAGCCCCCGUCACACGAGCAUGGCGAUGUGAUGUCUCCAUCAACCGCCACUACCACGUCCUUUACAGGAAACCUCGCUUCUUUCAUAGACAAACUACAACAAAGCUAUGCACAGUCCCAUGUCAAGGGAUCAUUGAAGAAUGCCGCAUUAGAGGAGGUUGAGCAGGAACGAGAGGUUGCCUUUGAGAUCGAACAGGAAAGGGAGAUACAACGGCCUUUGACAAUGAAAGCACACCGGUACCCUGGGCUGCAUACCUCCAUUAGAAAUUUUGCGAUAAUCGGUUGCCUGAAGGGAAACGAAGGUUACAUGAAGGCGGCCACUGUCAUAGAGUCAACAGAUCUGGGGCGCAAACAUGGCAUUGAUGCUUCGACGUUACUACGCUCCUUGUAUGUUUCGACCGAGUUUAUGAGGACGGUGGUCACAAAAAAACGGGCAAAGAGUAUCGAUAACUUUCUGCGUCCCGUGAAUUGGCUGCUUUGGAAUUCGCAGACAAAUGUUGGGCUAGUGAUCAUUCCAGAGGAGGCCGAGGAGCUAAUUCCUAUUAUACGUACAAUACAAAAAUCGGCAGUGCAUUUAAUUACGUAUGCGGCACCAUUCACAAAGCGAAUGCUCCAGUUUGAUAGUCUCACUUACUACGCUCUCCCGAGCCUCCCCAAAGGGUGGUCUCCGCCACCAUGGCUUCCGUUCGAGUUGGGAAUUCUGGCAGGGCGUCUGUAUUUCCAAUUCUCAGACUACACGUUUCUGUUGGAGCAGCUGCGACUCGACCUGGAGAACCCCAUAAGUCCCGCUGUAGCAAGUAGUGCUGCAGCAUGUGACAAUUCAUUUGUUAGAGGUCAGUUCAACUUUCUUCAGGACUGGUUGACUCUCCGUCGCCAGGGACAGGACAUAUCACACACUCCAAUGGGAUAUGUUUGCCAGGGCUCCAGGCUCCGCCGUGAUCACCCAUUCUUCUUGGCCAGAAAAGAAGUGGAUGAGAUAGAAAGCGCCGGCCGCCGUCUAUUCUACACCUCGAACUACAGGGAAAGUGAUGAACCUGAGGAGUAUUAUGAUAGUGACGAUGUUGAGAAUGAUGUCGAGGGUGUUGAGAAUGAUGUCGAGGAUGUUGGUAUGAUGCAAGGAGGAGAAGAUGAUGUAUCGGAUGUUCAUGUAGAUAUGCGUGAGGGGGAUUAA
Messenger RNA from Aspergillus bombycis, 9600 nucleotides. RefSeq lists its product as uncharacterized. Lineage: Eukaryota; Fungi; Ascomycota; Eurotiomycetes; Eurotiales; Aspergillaceae. The coding region runs from base 1 to 9600 and encodes 3199 amino acids. The record is from RefSeq and is a predicted model, not a curated record. The transcript is spliced from 4 exons.